AUUGUGAUUCACCAUGAGAACAGGCCACAUGCUGUUUGCUGGUCACCAAUCAAGUAUAUAUAAACAAUAGAAAAUGCUGUUUUGUUAUUCUCGUUUACGUGUCUACUACGGUAUCGCCAUGAAGUUUGUCCUGCUUCUGUGCGCCUGUGCGGUUGUGUCUUCCGCCCUGGAGCUUCCUAGUCUCAAGCUGCUGUUGGAGCAGAAACACCAACUGCGUACGAAUCCGGGAGAGCAAUCCUCACUAAAGAAACGGAGUGAGGCACAGCUGGACAAACGUUUGUGGCUCGGGUCCGUAGUCCACAGUAUCGAACAUGCAGCUCACAAUGUCGGACAUGCGGUCGAACAUGCAGUUCACAAUGUCGUACAUGCAGUUCACGAUGUCGGACAUGCGGCCCAAGAUGUUGGUCAUGCAGUAGGAGAUAUUGUGGGAUAGGCUAAGAGUUCAAUCCAAAAGGUUCUAAAGGGCAUGGAGAGAACAGUCCAAGAUCUUGGUCACCAACUUUCACAUUUUACUAUCAAGCAUUCGGAGUGUAUGCAAUGAUCUCGUUCAUGGCGGCUCGACAGUCGUUGCUACUGAUGUUACAGCGACCCCAGAGGGACAUCAAACACUUCAAGAUCACAUCAAAUUUUUCGCAUACAGAGACGAAUAAAAUAACGAACAACAA
Pomacea canaliculata is the source of this 665-nucleotide messenger RNA. RefSeq lists its product as uncharacterized. The record is from RefSeq and is a predicted model, not a curated record. The transcript is spliced from 3 exons. Bases 74 to 433 code for a protein of 119 amino acids. NCBI's taxonomy places the organism in Eukaryota, Metazoa, Mollusca, Gastropoda, Architaenioglossa, Ampullariidae.